UACGUGGCAAGCUCUGGUUUUGCAUGGCAUCUCUCUCACUGACACCGUUUACCACUCUACUUUUAUAUAUAUUUAUACAUAUACUCUCUCCUUGUAUAGAACUCUAAAGCUGUCUAUCUUUGCAGCUCAUUCUUCUCUUUUAUUAAAGUUUCUAUUUUUAUUGCAGCCCAUAGUUUUUCUGGGCUUAAAAAUUAUAUCUUUAAGCUGGUUUCUGGGGAAUCAAUGGCUAAGGGUCUCUCUGUUAUGUGGGUUUUGCUUGGACUGUUGAUCUUGGUUGCAAAUGGUGGAGCUGCUCGUUGGGAGUCCACGAUUCGUAUGCCUACUGAGAAGGUUGAUGAGGCUGAGGAGGAUUCAGAGGGUGAAACUGGGACCAGAUGGGCUAUUCUUGUGGCUGGUUCAUCUGGUUAUGGAAAUUAUAGGCAUCAGGCUGAUGUGUGCCACGCGUAUCAGCUGCUGAGAAAAGGUGGGUUGAAAGAGGAGAACAUAGUGGUGUUCAUGUAUGAUGAUAUUGCCAAGAGUAAACUCAACCCAAGGCCUGGGGUCAUCAUCAACCAUCCACAGGGUGAAGAUGUCUAUGCUGGAGUACCAAAGGAUUAUACUGGUCACUAUGUAACCACAGAGAAUCUAUAUGCAGUACUUCUUGGGGAUAAGAAAGCAGUGAAAGGUGGAAGUGGCAAGGUUAUAGACAGCAAACCCAAUGACAGGAUCUUCAUAUACUACUCAGAUCAUGGAGGCCCUGGAGUUCUUGGAAUGCCCAACAUGCCUUUCCUUUAUGCCAUGGAUUUCAUUGAAGUUUUGAAGAAGAAACAUGCUGCAGGGACUUAUAGAGAGAUGGUGAUAUAUGUAGAAGCAUGUGAGAGUGGGAGCAUUUUUGAAGGUAUAAUGCCUAAAGAUAUGAACAUUUAUGUAACUACAGCUUCAAAUGCACAAGAAAACAGUUGGGGAACCUAUUGUCCUGGGAUGGAGCCUUCUCCACCCCCAGAGUACAUCACUUGCUUGGGUGAUUUGUACAGUGUUGCCUGGAUGGAGGAUAGUGAGGGCCACAAUUUGAAGAGAGAAACUAUUAAACAACAAUAUGACACGGUGAAGACAAGGACUGCGAACGCCAACGAUUUCAUCAAUGGCGGAUCUCAUGUGAUGGAGUAUGGUAAUAGAAGUAUAAGAGCUGAGAAGCUCUAUCUCUACCAAGGCUUUGAUCCUGCCACUGUUAACUUCCCUCCCAACAAUAACAAACUACACAUGCCUAUGGAAGUAGUUAACCAAAGAGAUGCAGAACUCUACUUCAUGUGGCAAUUGUACAAAAGAUCAGAAUCAGAAAAGAAGACAGAGAUAUUGAAACAGAUAAAGGACACAACAAGGCACAGAACUCACUUAGAUGAGAGCAUGAAACUGAUAGGCUCACUCCUUUACGGUCCACGAAAUAGUGAUGCUGUACUAAACUCUGUUAGAUCACCUGGUCUUCCGCUAGUCGAUGACUGGAGCUGUUUGAAGUCGAUGGUUCAGGUGUUCGAAAGGCACUGCGGCUCGCUGACGCAGUAUGGCAUGAAACACAUGCGCGCAUUUGCCAACAUAUGCAACAAUGGUGUCUCCCAAUCUUCAAUGGAGGAAGCUUGUUUGGCUGCCUGUGCCAACCAUGAUGCUGGCCAAUGGCAUCCUUCGAACCAAGGUUUUAGCGCAUGAUGAUGAAACUCCCAAGCAGUAGUGUACUUUGUUAGAAAGCUUUUGCAUAUCCAUAUAUAUAGAUAUGUAUUAUAUAUAAAUAUAUUUUUAUAUAUAAGUAGAGCUACUUAUGAUAUGAUAUAAACUUUAAUGUUAUAGUACUCAUUAAUAUGUAAAUAUGUAAGGUAACCAGGCAUUUCUAUAAUUUUUUUUUUUUUGGCGAGUGAUGUAUGAAAUCUAUAGGAGCAACUUAAUAAAUCUUAAUCACACUACUUUCAGUUUUCUUUUA
Humulus lupulus (European hop) is the source of this 1948-nucleotide messenger RNA. Its product is annotated as vacuolar-processing enzyme. The transcript has 8 exons. Gene Ontology annotation, biological process: vacuolar protein processing. The record is from RefSeq and is a predicted model, not a curated record. The coding region runs from base 223 to 1680 and encodes 485 amino acids. Gene Ontology annotation, molecular function: cysteine-type endopeptidase activity. NCBI's taxonomy places the organism in Eukaryota, Viridiplantae, Streptophyta, Magnoliopsida, Rosales, Cannabaceae.